Messenger RNA from Closterium sp. NIES-67, 4780 nucleotides. NCBI's taxonomy places the organism in Eukaryota, Viridiplantae, Streptophyta, Zygnematophyceae, Desmidiales, Closteriaceae. The record is from the annotation of a GenBank genome assembly.
CUGAAUCAAUGGCGACAGCACGCCAACCAGCUGGCGAAAUUGCGCCGCUCACCUGUAGACGGUGUGGUGAAACUUCAGCUUCCAAUUCUUGUCGCAUUAGUUCGACAUCCAGCUCAUGGAUGUCGCGUGUUGAUAUGGAAUGGUGUCAUAUUAUCCAUGAUGCUCCUCCUCUUCCGUCCUCGAGUCACGAGUUCUUCGCGGGAUGAACCCCUUUCUUCAACCAUCAACCCGCGUGUCGGCAUCGAAUCGGGCCGUUCCUCCCAACCACCCGCUCGUUAUCCUCAACGGCUCCCUACUAGCGGCUCGCUUCGCUAACGGCUUCUGUUCUGAAACGUUACACGUGUACUGAAAAGCCUUUUACCGGUGUAAAAAAUCCAUAGCGGCUCGCUAACGACUCGCGAUCAUUCUAAACGGCUCUUUUCCGAGACGUCCUGCUCGCACCGCGAGGUUAACGAUGGCCUCGCCGUUUUCGAUGGCGACGCCGUUCGUCGUCAACGGACGGACGGACUGGUGAAUCCGUUGCUCGCCAAACCAGCGGCUGUGCUCGGGGAAGUUCCAUUUGGACAUUAUGGCCUCGCGGCUUUCGAUAGCCACGCGGCUUUCGAUGGCCACGCUGUUCGUCGUCGACGGACCGGUGAAUCCGUCGCUCGCCAGACCAUUUGCGCUCGCAACAGUUCCGUUGAUUCCGUCAGUUACGUCAACGUUAGUGGGACGGAUGUUGCACGGAGCAGAUCGAUUCUCAGGCGAACACGACGAGCGCGUGUGCGCCGUCGGUAGAGGGACCGAGUUUUCGCGAAAUCACGUUGUAAGUCGCCCGACAUCAUGGCAGUCGCUCGAGACGACGGCAGGAAUCCAUGACACGAGGCGUGGAGAAAGAGAGGGAGAGAGGCUAAGGUGACUCUGGAGUCGACUCAAAAGUCUCCAUGAGAUGAGGCGUGGAGAGUGAGAGGGGGAGACAUCAAGGUCUAGGUCUGUACCUUGCUCCCCUUGCCUAGCAUGUACCCAGGGUUCAGCAGUACUAAGGACCGUGAGGGAGAGACAUCAAGGUCCUCGCAGGGUGGACUUUCGAGGGAGGUUCAGUUGAUAGGAAGUAAUUUGUUUCUCCUCCCUCCCAUGUGUCAUCCGAGCUGAAUAAAUCAGAGUAAACUCUACUUGUUUUUCCUGUUGAGGCUUCAGCCUGCCUCCGCCUUGUGUCGAGUUCUCCAUCAGGAGCAAACGCGCAUCUUCGUUGGCCAUAGAUAUCAUCGCAUCGUAUGCGCAUCCUCCUUUUCCUCCUCAUCAUUCAUUUAAAUUUGGUCUCCAUCAGGAGCGGACGCGCAUGGCAUUCGUCGGCCAUAGAUAUUAUCGCCUCCUGCUCCUCCUCCUCAGCCAUUCAUUUAUUUUCGUCGCCAUCAAAGGGACGCGCAUUACAUCCGUUGGCCAUAAGUAGCGUCGCGUGUGUCAAGGAAUUAUCGACCGGCGUCGCAGCAGCAUCAUGCCAUAGUGCAUCGUGGUGUGGAAUAAGUUAUGUGGGAACUUGCUCCGGCGCUAAAUCUCGUCGUAACGCCAAGUGGCAGAAACAGAAGCAGCAACAGCAGCAGCAACAGCAGCAGCAACAGCAGCAGAAACGGCAGCAGCAGCAGCAGCAGCAGAACCACCAGGAAGUAACAUCAGCAGAAUCAGCACCAGUAGCAGAAUCAACAACAAGGCGGGUGAUUGUAUGCGAGGAGCCAGAAUGCAUCGAAUAUGUCAGCAUCUGCUCCUCUUCAUAUCUCUGCUGCUGCUGGAUGUCAGCACGUGGACGGACCAGAUCCUGCCUGGUGGGGAUCAGACGGCUGGGACGCAAUCCAGGGGCGUGCUAAUGUGUGCAGCAGGCAUCAUCGCUAAGAGCGACCUCACUAUGUGUGUGGCCGAGGGAGGGAUUGCUGGUGCGGGGGUUGCUGGUGGGGGUACUGCUGAUGGGGGGGUUGUUGGUGGGGUGAAGGGGUAUGGUCAGGGUGGUGAUGGUGGUGGGGCAAGGGGUUACAGCCAGGGCGAAGGUGACCAGACGAAAGGAGGGGGGAUGCAGCCGAACGGUGCAAUACCCGAAGCACCAGCAGCAGCAGCAACGGAGUUCGCGGAGGGAUCUGCUGCUCUUUUGGGAGGGUUGGGGCUGGAGCAGCAGCAGCAGCCGAGCUAUGUGCCGGAGGGGGCUAAGUCUGUGAAGUGCAAGAAGAAGAUCGUGAUCUCCCUUGCUGUCUCUAACGGCCAUACGCUAGGCACAGAGGCCAUAGAGGCAGUGCUAACUCGCGUCACUGACAGCACAAGUGGAUCUGCAGGAGGACGGGGAGAUAACACCAGGGGAGGGGAUGGGGGAGAUAAUACAGGCAGCAACGGUACAGCACCAGCACCAGCCGCCGCAGCAGCAGGAGGAGGAGGAGGAGGAGGAGGAGGAGGAGGAGGAGGGGGGGGGGGGGGAGUGGAGAGGCGGCUAGCAGACCCUGUGAAGAUCACAGUGGUCAAGACGCCAGUCUAUGCUGUGUACCCACUCACCUUCCUGCAGUCGUUCAAUGGCCGGCCAUACGAGGUGGUUGUGACUACGACGGGGUGCAGGGAUGGGGCGUACGACAGCGAUCCUACCUGCGGCUGGUUCCUCUAUCCUGAUGGCUCAAGGGUGCCUGACAGCCAGGGGUUCUGCUGCAGCUGCAGUGGUGGUGACACGUGGAAGGACUCCAUUGGCCUGGACAACCCGCAGCAAUUCAGGGCCGAUCUGGACUGCAGCCUGUGGCGACAGAAGCUCUUCUUUGGAGGAGUGCCUUCUAGCGCUCAUUGCCUUCGAUUCAACAAUACCUGGUACCCCACGUACCGAAUAGGCCUGGCGUCCCUCGUGUUCCAGAUCCAGAUCACCAUCAGCAAGCUGCUGUUGGACUCCAAGGAGCAGGAGACUCUCAUCCUCUCGCCUAUAGCCCCGGUGGCAGUGAACCCCUCUCUCUCUGUCUCAGCCACCCUAGUCGGCGACUUCCUCACCUACACUCAGCUCCCCAACCUCAGCGACCGUCUGCUCUCCGUGCCUCUCCAGCCAGGCUCCCCCACCUUUGGCCGGUUUACCUCCGACACAUCAGGCUGGCUGCUAGUGGACAAGGAACAGUACUCGCUGGACGGCAGUGAGUGCAACAAGGUCGGCACCAGCUACAGCGCCUUCCGCUUCGAGCCCGACCGCUGCCAGCGAUCCGUGGGCUCCUGCCUCUCCAACCAGCUGCUGGACUUCGCUCAGGAGGAUGCAGAGCGAGUGGCUGAGGGCCUUCAGCCGAUCCAUGCGCUGUCGUCUCUUGGACCCAUCACCACUCUUGAAAGUCCCAAUGGCUCUCUGAGCAUUGCCCUCGUGGUGACUCAGCGACUCAACUCCCUCAUCACGCUUGAGAUAGCUGCUGAUGACGUCACCUUCAUCAAGAACAGGAGCCCCGGUUGCAUAGUGUCGGUGUCAGCACCAUCGUUUGAAGCCAUGUCGAGUGAGGGGCGGGUGGGCAUUAAGGUGGCCAAUAACGGCACUCUCGAUGCCGACUUCACCCUCACGAUUCAAAAUUGCUCCUCUGGAGUGCUCCCAAUACCUGCUCAGGAUCGCAGCAUAGCAGCGGGGGCAACGGCAGCCUUUACCUUUCUGCUGCAACUGCAGGACUCCCUAGCCUCGCAGCGCUCGUGCCUUGUGGUCCUGUACGACGCCAUAUCAUCAGUUGCUGACGUGGCGCCACUCUCCUUCACCACCAAUGUCACGGUGGACAACCGCGGGGCGCAGAGCGGCCAGGCGGACGGCAAGGCCAUGCGCAACACCACGCUCUUCUCGCCCCGCCCCGGCUCCUCCUCCUCCUCUGGUUCCUCCUCGUCUUCCCGAUCCAGUGAUUGCAGUUUCGCCUGCCCUUCAUUCUUCGGUAUGGUGUGCUUUGUGACUCACGGCUGCUGGGCCCGAUUCACAGGAGUUAUCGCCGUCAUCCUUCUCAUCCUCGCCGCUCUCAUCGCCUUGGCUUUCCUCCAUCGCUCCGGUCUGCUCCUCCCAGCCCUCGCCCUCCCCUUCACUCUCUUACAUUCCGCGGUUAAAUCCCUGCCCCCUCCCCCCACCGCCCCCCCCUCUCCUCCCCCGCAUUCUGCUGCUUCCGGUGAGGGGAGGGAUGGGGAUAGAAGGCAAGGGAGUGGGGUGGUUUGGGAUUCUGCUUCUGGUGGUGGUGGCUGUGGGGAGGAUAUGGGUAAGGGGAAGAAGGGGAGGAAGGGGAAGAAAGGGAAAGAGAAGAUCCAGGAGGAUGGGGAGAGAGGAGAGGGAGGGGAUGGAGAGGUGGAGGUGGGGGAAUUGGAGAGUGGAGGGGAGGGAAGUGGGGGUGAAGUGGGGGGGAGGCGGUAUGGCAACAGUGUGUGUAUAUUUGUGGAUGGUGGAAGAAGGGGAUCAACGUUGGGUCAGGGAGCUAUGAUGGGUGAAGGUCGUGGUUCUGGGGUGCAUUCACCCACCACUGGAAACCCGGUUGCACCAGCUACGGCACCGUCAACAUCAGCAGCGGCAGUAGCAGCAACAGCAACAUCAGCCUCGUGACUGUUACUACUACCAUAAUCUCUGUAACUAUUAUUGCAUUCGCCUGAUGAUCACAUCGGAGCAUGUUAUGUAGGGAAGUCCAUGAUACUGCAUUCCUAUUGCAAUCAUAUGGAUAUGGCUGCUUUCAUGUGGUAUGAGGAGAUACAGAAGCCAUGAACGUGAAUUAGGAGACCGUGGUGUUUGGUGUUUGAGGAGGUGAUACUAGAGGAGGUCCAAUUGGGCCCUUAACAAAGUGCCAUGGAUAUU